CCGAGGAAAAGUAAAGCUGCGGCUCAGCCGCAUGUUAAAUCGAGAAAAUAAGACCGGGCUUUUUCUUCAUUGUGGAUUUAUCCCUUCCGUCAGAAAACAAAACGAAGCAAAAGAAACAGAAAAAGAAACAAAACUUGGAUUAAUCGAAAAGGAGUGGUUUUAAAUCGAAAGCUCGGGACUGAAAUGAUCCAGGGCGGGUUGGGGCGAUAAAAAAGGGGUACAUUUGCCCUUCUUACUAUGAUUGUAGUAUUCGUUUACACUGUGACGAGCCUGGGGAUUUGAGUGAGGAUGGCCGCCCUCGGGAGGAAGCAGCAGGUGCUUUGGGUCCUGCUGCUGAGCGCUCUCCAGCGCUGCAACGCUCAGAUGCAAGAAGUGGCUGUUUGCUCCGGGACCCAGAAUGGUUUGAGCACGACAGGAAAUUCAGAUGUCCAGUACAACCUGAUGAAGAAGAUGUACUCCGGAUGUGACAUUGUAAUGGGCAACCUUGAGAUUACCAUGAUGGAUCACACCAGGGACUUCAGCUUCCUGCAGUCUAUUAAGGAGGUGAUGGGCUACAUCCUACUCGCUGUCAACGAGUGCAGUCGCCUUCCCCUGGACAACCUGCGUGUCAUCAGAGGCACUACUCUGUAUGAGAACCGCUAUGCUUUGGCUGUAAUGGUCAACUACCAGAAGGAUGGGCAGCAUGGCCUUCAAGAGUUGGGUCUGACGCACCUUACAGAGAUACUGGAAGGUGGGGUCAAGAUCAUCCAGAACAAGUACCUGAGUUAUGCCCCGCAGGUGAACUGGCUGGACAUAGUGAAGGAUGCAACAGCCGACAUUAUGAUUGAAGACAAUGGGCCUGCAAAGCCUUGUAAUGAAGCAUGUGGAGGCGUGCAGUGUUGGGGACCAGGAAAUGACACAUGUCAGAUCUUGACAAAGACUGUGUGCGCUCCCCAGUGCAACGGCCGAUGCUUCGGUAGAAACCCGAAUGAGUGUUGCCACAGUGAGUGUGCUGGAGGCUGCAGAGGACCUCUGGAUACAGAUUGCUUUGCUUGCAAGAGAUUCAACAAUUCAGGCUCCUGUGUGCCUCAGUGUCCCCAGACUCUGAUCUACAACAAGCAGACAUUCAAAAUGGAGCCCAAUCCCAAUGCCAAGUACCAAUAUGGGUCUAUUUGCGUGUCACAGUGUCCCACAAACUUUGUGGUGGAUGAAAGCUCAUGUGUGAGCAACUGCCCGUCGGAUAAAAUGGAGGUGGAGAAAAACGGAGUGAAACGCUGUGAGCCCUGUGGAGGCCUCUGCCCGAAAGCUUGUCAUGGCACGGGAAGCUCUACCAGACAAACUGUGGAUGCCCGUAACAUCGACAGUUUCAUAAACUGUACUAAAAUCCAAGGCAGUCUGCACUUCCUGGUGACAGGAAUAAAAGGUGAUGGUUACAAUGGUAUUCCAGCUCUUGAUCCAGAAAAGCUUAAAAUCUUCAACACUGUGCGGGAGAUUACAGAUAUCCUCAGUAUCCAGUCUUGGCCUGAAAGCCUGUCGGACCUGUCAGUCUUCUCCAACCUCCAAACAAUUCAGGGCAGAACACUUUACAAGGGCGUCAGCUCUAAAAGGGGUUAUGCUCUCAUGGUGGUGAGGAUCAAAUCACUCACAUCCCUUGGGCUGCACUCGCUGCGGAAAAUAAACGAUGGUGGCAUCUACAUCACAGGAAACAAAAAGCUCUGCUAUCAUGACACUGUGAACUGGACACGUAUACUGAGCAGUAGCUCACGUCCGCAGAAACGUCAGAAGUUCCUUGACAUAAAGGACAAUCGGCCGUCAGACGAAUGCUCUGAAGAGGGCCAUAAGUGUGAUCCUUUGUGCUCGGAUGGCUGCUGGGGUCCAGGGCCAGACCAGUGUGUUUCCUGUAAGAAUUACAGUCGAGGAGGAACAUGCGUGCCAGACUGCAUGUUUCUGACCGGGGAGAAGAGGGAGUUUGCUACUCAAACACGGGAGUGUUUGCCCUGUCACCCUGAGUGUAAGGUCCAGGAGGGGAAGUGGACUUGCAUGGGCCCGGGAGCAGAUGAGUGUGUAGCAUGUGCCAAUGUGCAGGACGGUCCACACUGCGUCUCCUCAUGCCCUGAAGGUGUGAUGGGUGGAGAAGGAGUCAUCUAUAAAUACUCUAACAAGCUCAGCAACUGUGAACCAUGCCACAUCAAUUGUACCCAAGGCUGCACCGGCCCAGGAAUGGGAGACUGUGUGGGACUCAAUUCUCGGUCCAUUUCUGGGCCAGCAACCACAGGCAUCGUACUCGGGGUGAUUGCCCUGCUCUUUGUGUCAUUCUCCAUCUUUGUUCUGACAAUUCUGUACCGCCGAGGUCUCGCCAUCCGUCGCAAGAGAGCUAUAAGAAGAUACAUGAUGAGUGGAGAUAACAAUGAGCCUUUGGAAGAGAAAGAAAAAGUCCACGCCCGAAUCUUGAAGCCCACAGAUCUGCGUAAGAUCAAGCUGCUGGGUAAUGGAGUGUUUGGAUCAGUGCAUAAGGGAAUCUGGAUUCCCGAGGGAGACACUGUGAAGCUGCCUGUGGCCAUAAAGACAAUUCAUGAUCGUACCGGUCGACAGUCUUUCUCUAAGCUGACAGAUCACAUGAUAACAAUGGGAAGCCUGAACAACAGUUGCGUGGUCAGGACCCUGGGGAUCUGUCCUGGGGACAGCCUGCAGCUCAUCACCCCACUCAGCAACCAAGGCUCCUUGUUAGAGCUCGUCAGGAACAACAAGAACAAGCUUAAGCCACAGAGGCUUCUCAACUGGUGUGUUCAAAUCGCAAAGGGUAUGAAUUAUUUGGAGGAGAACAGGGUAGUCCACAGAAACCUGGCAGCCAGAAACGUGCUCCUGAACAAUAAUUUAACUGCCCAGAUUUCAGACUACGGCAUCGCAGACCUACUCUGUCCAGAUGACAAGAAGUGCUUUUACAAUGAGGCCAAGACACCAGUCAAGUGGAUGGCAUUGGAGAGCAUCCUUUUUCGCAGAUACACCCAUCAGAGUGAUGUCUGGAGUUACGGUGUAACGGUGUGGGAGAUGAUGUCUUAUGGAGCAGAGCCAUACACAUCAAUGUCUCCACAGGAUGUUCCUGAUCUGCUGGAAAAGGGCGAACGCCUGUCGCAGCCUCAAAUAUGCACCAUUGAUGUCUACAUGGUCAUGGUUAAGUGUUGGAUGAUUGAUGAAAAUGUCCGGCCCACAUUUAAGGAGUUGGCCUAUGAAUUUACCAGAAUGGCCAAAGACCCACCCCGCUACCUGGUGAUAAAAGAGGACUGCAACCAACGGGAAUCAGCUGCAGAGGAUGUUACCCAGCGAAGUGCAGACCUGGAUGACUUGGAUGAUCUUGUUGUUCAGAUGGAGGACUUCGGGGGAGAGGUGGACGGCAUGAGUCCAGCACCCCAGUCCCUUUCCAGGAGUCUCAGUCGCAGCGUCCAUAGAACUGAAACUCACAGAGUGGUUCUUAAUCCAAGUGGGGCUGGGUACCUCCCUAUGACUCCAAGUUUUGACAGCGCACUCCAGGCUAUGUGGCAGUCACGCUCAAGACUAAACUCCGCACGCACUAUGUCUGAGAGCUCGGAGGGCUGCGGCACGACGGUGGAGCUGGAGAUGAGUGAGGACUUUUCUCUGGCAGGGAGCCUGAAAAGAAGACGUCACCGAGAGGACAGCGCUUAUAUCUCCCAGAGGGACAGCAUAUCCGGUGGGCGACCAGAGACUCCCUCCCCUGAGAUGCAGGAAGAGGACCAGAAUGGAUAUGUACUUCCUGGAACAAGCCCAGAAAGAGAUCCUCUCUUGCACUCGUCUCGAGCCACAUCUGGUAGGAUGAGCAAGUCUCAUUCUGCAGGCCUCUUGGACAACCCAAAUGAUGAAGAAUAUGAGUACAUGAACAAGCAGAUGUGUGUAACACCGGUUUCGCUGAGGCACAACAACCAUCGCUCAAAGCCGAACAAGAAACGAACCUCCUCUGUUUCUUCACAACUGACAGCAUGGUCGUGUGAAACUACACAAUCUGCAGAUAUCAGAGGAGGACCUGCAAGGAUCAAGGACAACUCAGAUUCAGAGCAGCAGGCCUACAGUGAAGCUGAAUAUGAAUACAUGGACAUCAGAGGCAGCGAAAAUGAAGAAAGCCCUCCAGAACAUGACCCUCCUCCACCUCCGACAUCAGCAGGGAUGAGAGAAGAGGUGGAUGAGGAGGAGGAGGAGGAGGAUGAGGAGGAGGAGGAGGAGGAGGAGAAUGUAUAUGUGGAGGACAGUAACUAUCAUUACACAAACAGACAGCCAAAGCUACGACAAGCUCUUCAAGACAGGAAGGAGCUCAAGACUCCUGGGAAUGACAGGGGUGAGGCGUACGAAUAUGAGGACAUGGACUACUUUGCCGCUCCGCCUCCUGCAGAUGCAGCAGUGUACCAGAACCUCCAGAGGGAGGGAGAGGGAGCGGUGUGUAGCACAGAGACGCAUCCAUCUGCUUUUGACGCACGUGUGACAGUGCGAGCUGGAGUUGGGAGACCCGGUGCUGGUGACAGAUCUUUUGACAAUCCAGGUUACUGGCACAGCAAAAUGUUCCUGAAGUCUAAUGCGGUGCCCACAUGAAGAACCUUUUAAAUCUCACCUCUUGGACAUAUUCAUGAAGGACUUGAAUGAGGAAGCAAUCAAAAGCCUUGUACAGUUGUAUAUGAUGUAAAUCAAAGAGACAGAAAGGAAACAGUGAUUGAAAUCGCAUUUAGGGCUGUGACCAAGGGCUGUGAUCAAUUAGUCAACGAUAACUUUUCUCAUGCCGUCCACGUCUUGUCACAGUGUGUAUCACGGUCUGCCCUUGACUUUUUCCCUAUCUGAAAAAUGUUGACAUUCUUAAGGAAGUUGUCUGGCUUCUUUUUUUUUUUACUUUUCACACUAAUUAUCAGUUUUUCUUCCCAUUUCUGUGCCAUUCAUAUCGUCCUCUUCUUCAGUAGGCUACAUGCAGUUAUUGUGGCAGACAAUGAAGCUAUAUUUCCCCCUGUACUUCUUGCAGUGCAUUGCCAUUACCAGUUAACGUGACACUUAGCUGGAAAGACACUUGUCUGGGAUACUAAUGUGGUAUUACAUGAUUUGUUACUGGUAAAAAUUCUGCAUUCAUUAAUUUUCAUACUUGAUUUAAAUAUUUCUGUUGAAUAAUGUAUAGCCCUAUUGCAUAUUUGUCUUUUUUUAUGUAAGUCAAUGGACUUCCAGGUGAUUUUUUAUUUUUUUUUUUUCUUGUAAGUCCUUAUAGAGAGGAACCUCAAUAUAAUAAGAAACAUUUUCUUAACUUUGGCCUUACAUCACCAAGGGCCCUGCACUAGCUGACUGGAAAAGAGGGAGGCAAGUAUGGCAUGAUGUUUCCCACUUCCUUCACCACCUGUAACGGCAGAAACAUGAUAGGUUCAACAUGGAAGACUUUCCAUGUUUCAAGACCAUGCUUGUUUACCUCUUUACCAUAGGAAGGAAAACUUUUAUGUAUGCUAUUUUGUGAUGAGCCACAGAAAAUAUAUGAAAACAGCUUUAUUGUUUUGACGAAACUGUUAGUUUAAGAAAUGUUCUCAUCAGCAUAAGCUAGAGAGUUCCCCUCCCCAUGUUAGCAGGAUUGGAUUUUAAAUACUGUUUCACAGGCUGAUAUUACACCUUUUAUUCAGCCUUUCAGGAUUCGGGGUAUUUCAUGUAAUUAAUAGCACUGAGUGUUGGAAACUCUAAGAGAAACACAGAUUACAAGCUAUAUUUUCAUGUUUACAUUUAUAAUGAUUUUUUUGUAACAAAAACAUUUUUGGACAUUACAGACAUCUUUUCAUGGUUAUGUAUGAAACAGAUUUUCUACUAAAUAAAAAUAUUUUCAAUAGCUA
Messenger RNA from Cololabis saira (Pacific saury), 5834 nucleotides. It is a transcript of the gene erbb3a, whose product is annotated as erb-b2 receptor tyrosine kinase 3a. The transcript has 29 exons. Gene Ontology annotation, molecular function: ATP binding; neuregulin receptor activity; neuregulin binding. Gene Ontology annotation, biological process: positive regulation of kinase activity; cell surface receptor protein tyrosine kinase signaling pathway; nervous system development. Gene Ontology annotation, cellular component: basal plasma membrane; signaling receptor complex. The record is from RefSeq and is a predicted model, not a curated record. Bases 289 to 4575 code for a protein of 1428 amino acids. Lineage: Eukaryota; Metazoa; Chordata; Actinopteri; Beloniformes; Belonidae.